AACACCUCAACUUUUUCUAUACCAUAACUCAGAGCUUCUUCUUCUUCUUCUUCUUCUUUUCUUUUUGGAUUUGAGGAUCUCACUAUAACUUUUGGUUUUUCGUUUUUUUUGAUUUUAAUGGAGGGUCAUCAUCAUCUCCAUCAACAACAACAUCAUCAUCAAAGGCAACAACAACAUCAUCAUCAACAACAACAACAACAACAACAUCCUCAUAACAUCACAAGUGUUAACGUGGAUGUCACAGACAAGUUCCCUCAAUGGAGCAUCCAAGAGACAAAAGAGUUCCUCAUGAUUCGAGCAGAGUUGGAUCAAACUUUCAUGGAGACAAAGAGGAACAAACAGCUUUGGGAAGUUAUCUCCAAUAGGAUGAAGGAAAAGGGUUAUCAUAGAAGUUCAGAACAGUGCAAGUGCAAGUGGAAAAACCUCGCUACCCGCUAUAAGGGAUGUGAAACAAUGGAGCAAGAAGCUUAUAAGCAGCAAUUUCCAUUUUACAAUGAACUUCAAGCGAUUUUCACUGCAAGGAUGCAGAGAAUGCUGUGGGCUGAAGCAGAAGGAGGGUCGAAGAAGAAGGGUACUAUGCAGCUCUCAUCUGAGGAUGAAGAAGAUUGCAAUAUUAAUGAAGAUAGUCAAGGAGAUAUUCAAAAGGGUAAUAAUGGAAGAAAGAAGAGAAAGGGUAAGAUGGUUAUUGGUGGAGGAAGUGGUAAUAGUGGUAGCAACAUGAACAACUUGAAGGAGAUUCUAGAAGAUUUCAUGAGGCAACAAAUGCAAAUGGAAGCUCAAUGGAUGGAAGCAUUUGAGGCAAGAGAGAAUGAGAGGAGGUUGAAGGAGAUGGAGUGGAGACAAACCAUGGAAGCAUUAGAGAAUGAGAGGAUAAUGAUGGAUCAAAGAUGGAGGGAAAGUGAAGAACAAAGAAGGGUUAGAGAAGAAGCUAGGGCUGACAAAAGAGAUGCUUUGAUCACUGCUCUGUUGAAUAAGCUCACAAGAGAACAAGAGAUGUAG
This is a messenger RNA of Gastrolobium bilobum, 999 nucleotides long. RefSeq names its product trihelix transcription factor GT-3b-like. The transcript has 2 exons. Bases 118 to 999 code for a protein of 293 amino acids. The record is from RefSeq and is a predicted model, not a curated record. NCBI's taxonomy places the organism in Eukaryota, Viridiplantae, Streptophyta, Magnoliopsida, Fabales, Fabaceae.